Molecule: messenger RNA, 2475 nt
Organism: Pieris brassicae (large cabbage white)
Lineage: Eukaryota; Metazoa; Arthropoda; Insecta; Lepidoptera; Pieridae
Product: zinc finger CCCH-type with G patch domain-containing protein
Exons: 4
Coding region: 320-2098 (592 amino acids)
Biological process (GO): regulation of transcription by RNA polymerase II; negative regulation of DNA-templated transcription
Cellular component (GO): nucleus
Molecular function (GO): DNA-binding transcription factor activity, RNA polymerase II-specific; metal ion binding; RNA polymerase II cis-regulatory region sequence-specific DNA binding
Source: RefSeq, a predicted model, not a curated record
AAGAUACUUAUUACCUAAACCACUACAUCAAAGUACUAGACAAUUGUCAUUUUAAUUUUGGGGAAAAUUGUAAACAAUAAUAAUUUCAAAUUUUGUGUUUUAACUUAAACUUACUUAAUAUAAUGUGAAAUCAAUGUAUUAUAGAACAAACUCAAUAUAGUUUAAUAAUCAUCUAAUAAUUAUUUAUAAGAGAAAGCGAAGCGAUUUUUGAUUGAAUGUUCAAUGUUCUUCUGUACUGGAAAAUAGAAAGUGAUUAUACGCAAUAUUUCUCGUGGAUAACAAACAUUUUUCUUUAGAAAUCCUAUCAUCAUAAUAGAAAAUGUUAGAAACUAGUGAAAUAGAUGCUGAUUUCUUUACUCCUGCGCCAAACACCUCCUUGGCCACAAUAUUCAGCAAUACUCAAACAGAUCGAAAUGAUGAAAAUAAAUCAUUAAUAUAUGUUCCUAAAACUCAAAUGGCACUGGUAGAAAAUCAUAAAAGUGCUGGUGAUGUGCACAAAGAAACAUCAGCAUCACAAUGUCUUUUUGCUACUUCAGUAUCAGCAUAUGAAUGGGUAGAAAAUAAGUACAACCUUCAGGAGAAAUUGGGUUUUGCCAUUAUCAAAGAUAUAAAGGAUGAUGUUCAUAGCCUCAUAAUUUACACAUCUGAAAAAAGAACUCUAUCACUGGCAACUAUAACUUCAACAUUUGUAAUUAAUGUAAAAAAAGAUGUCAACAUAUCAUACUAUGACAAUUAUAAAAAAUAUUGGCUUAUUUCUUCCGCACCUAGUAAAAUUUGUGACAUAGUGAAGUGUUUAGAAACCUUUAAGGUCAGUAUAACAUAUUUGAAUGAUGUAGAUAUUUCUUCACCAAAAGAUGUAAUAGAUACAGUUAACAAUAUUCCUGACCAACUACCUAACAAUAGUUUAGAUAUUGAUACUGACAGUUCAAGAAAUCAAAAAAAUAAAGACUCUAUUUUGAAAAGAAUGGCAACAAUGGGUCAAUCAGUUUUGCCUCCAAGUAAGAAUAUUGCAUCUAAGUCAACUGAUUCUUCUGAUACAAAUGAAUAUGACCAUCCUUCAUUACCAAGGCAUAAGACAGUAAAAUCAUUGCCCAAGAAACAUACCACAGAGAAAAAUGCAUGUUCAGGUAAUCAAUAUAAUAAUGAGUUAAGUAAAAUAUUACCAAACACCCUGAAAAUCCAAGAUUCAAUGAUACCUGUAAACAUUAAAAAGUUGGAAUCUUUCCAUGAAAAUAAUAUUCACAGUUUAAUCACAGAACAAAGAAUAAGUAACAGUGAAAUAAGAAUAAAUAUAAAUAGAUUAUCAGAUAAAGUUGAACAUUUAUGUAAUAAGACAUUGGGUGGAGAUCUUCAAUCACAUUCAUUAAACUAUCAAAAUGAAAUAGUUAACAAGUUGUUAAAAGAAUAUGAGAGCAAAAUUGCAGUAUAUGAAAAAUUUAUUAAAUUAAAUGGCUUGGAAUGCAAUUUAUUGUUUACAAAUGAAAAUGAGCCAUCCUCAUCAGGGAAAAUAGACAGUAUUAACGAAACAGAGAAGGAUAAAGGAAAUCAAGCCCUAGAAAUUAAUGAACUAAACAAAAAGAUUGAUCUCCUCACAAAUGCUUUUUCACAAAUGACUGAAAAACAUAAACAAUAUGAAGAGAUUUUACUAAAAGAAAUAGAUACUUUGAAACAAGACCUAAAUGAUAAAAAUGUAUGUUUAUACACAAUUACUAACAAUGUUCAAAGUAUUGCAGCCAAUUCCAAUUCGGAAGAGUAUAGCAACAAACUAAAAAAUAUAAUGAAUAGUAGUUUUCAAACAAUAUCAUCCAAAUUCAAUGAUGAGGAUAGUUAUUUAGAAGCGAAACAAGUGAACUAUGGGUAUUUGGGUAAUAUUAGCGCUAAUUCUCGUCUCUCGACCUUAUGCGUUUGUGAUACAGGCUUCCCGGAAUUCUGGGUAUUGCGAAAUACAUGUUUUUCAUUUAUAAAGAAUGAAUUAAAUGUUAUCACUUAUCAGUUCGCUUUGAAAGGUUCACCUUGCUUUUAUUAUGUUAAAAUGUUCAGCAUAAAGAAAAAAACUAGAAAAUUGUUAUGUUAUUUUGUUCUUAUUAAAGUAUAUUAGUUUAUUAUAAUAAUAUCGUUAACAACAUAGACAAAUAAAUUGUGAGGGUACCUCUAGUUGAUCUGUGCUUCUACUUUAUCUGUAGAGUUGUGAAAUGCCGUCAUAUUAUUAAUAAUAAUCAUAAAAAUGUGACGGUGAUUAAUUAUAUUUGUAUUAGUAUCAUUUAUUAUUUUUCAAGUAUUAACAUUAGUCUUUUAUUCAUCUAUGAUCUUAAUAUCAAAUUGCAUCUAGAGUUGAGAUAAUAAUGUAUUCCAGUUAAAUUAUGAUAUAGAUUGUUACUUGUUACUCGUACAUUAAAUAAUUAUCAAAAUUCACGGAUCAAUAAAAUAUUUCACACUUUAAAAUUAUUGAUGUAUGUCUAAAUAUUAUUUUGUUUA